This is a messenger RNA of Funneliformis geosporum, 151 nucleotides long. Lineage: Eukaryota; Fungi; Glomeromycota; Glomeromycetes; Glomerales; Glomeraceae. The record is from the annotation of a GenBank genome assembly.
UAAUACGUCAUUCCAUACGCUCGGUGUUGGGCACUCUCGAUUUCCCGGUUUCUUUUAUUUCCCGUACAAUUAUGAUAAAACUUCUCUAUUACGAAACUCUCGGACUGUAAAUUCGUCAUUGGGUACGCUCGGUGUACCGGGUCGGUUAUGA